CUUCCAGGAGCCUAGCCAUGGAGAGCCUGCUCCUGUUCCUGGCCCUCCUCGCUACGCCCGUCGCCUCCAUGCUGUGCCCCAAGCGCUGCACCUGCCAGAACCUCAUGCCCUCCUACACUGUCCUCUGCACCAAGACAGGCCUGCUCUUCGUGCCGCCGAACAUUGACCGGCAGACGGCCGAGCUGCGCCUCAUGGACAACUUCAUCACCACCCUUCGUCACCGUGACUUCGCCAACAUGAGCAGCCUCAUCCACCUGACGCUGUCGCGCAACACCAUUAGCCAGAUCAAGCCGUACGCCUUCGCCGACCUUCAGGACCUGCACGCCCUGCACCUGGACGCCAACCGGCUCACCAUACUGGACGACACCCACUUCCAGGGCCUGGUCAACCUCAGGCACAUGAUCCUUGCCAACAACCAGCUGCACAGCAUCUCAGAGGGGUCCUUCCAGGACUUCCUGGAGACCCUGGAAGACCUGGACCUGUCCUACAACAACCUGGUGAACAUCCCCUGGGAGACCAUCGGCCUGCUGGCUAGUGUCAACACCCUCAGUCUGGACCACAACCUCAUAGAGAUGGUCCCCGAAGGCAUCUUCUCCAACCUGCACAAGCUGGCGCGUCUAGACAUGACCUCCAACAAGCUGAAGAAGAUCCCUCCAGAUCCCCUGUUCCUGAGGAUCCCAGUGUACGCUAAGCUGAAGGGUUCUCCACUCACGUCGCUGGUGCUGAGCUUUGGUGGGAACCCGCUGCACUGCAACUGUGAGCUAAUGUGGCUGAGGCGGCUGACCAGGGAAGACGACCUGGAGACCUGCGCCUCUCCCCGAGAGCUCGCCGGCAAGUAUUUCUGGACUAUCCGCGAGGAGGAGUUUGUGUGCGAGCCGCCCAUGAUCACGCGGCACACCUCCAAGAUGUUUGUGAUGGAGGGUCAGGAGGUGAGCCUACGCUGUAAGUCAGUGGGUGACCCGGAACCUUCCACGCAUUGGGUCAGCCCCGAGGGGAAGCUAAUCGGGAACACGUCCCGCACCAUCUGCUACGAGAACGGCUCUUUGGACAUCCUCACCACCACUGUGAAGGACUCUGGGAAGUUCACCUGCAUUGCCUCCAAUGCCGCUGGCGAGGCCACAGCGCCCGUGGAGCUGGUGGUUAACCCCUCGCCACACUUUGACCCCAAGCUGGAGCCCGAGCCUGGCCCUUCGGACCUCCCCACCUCCAUCAAGUCCAAUGCCAGCGGGGGCCACGCCCGCACCGACCAUCAGAGGGUCAGCGUGUCGGAGCUGAGCUCGACUUCGGCCACCAUCCGAUGGCCCUCCCAGGACCACAUCCCGGGGGUCCGCCUGUACCAGAUCCAGUACAACAGCUCCUCUGACGACAUCCUCAUAUACAGGAUGAUCCCUGCGUCUCAUAAGUUCUUCCUACUCAGUGACCUGGCCUCUCAGCGGGACUAUGACCUGUGCGUGCUGGCGGUGUACGACGACGGCGUCACGGCCCUAACCGGCACCCGCCUGGUGGGCUGCGUGGCUUUCACCACAGAGCGAGAGUACCGCCAGUGCCGCUCCCUCCACGACCAGUUCCUGGGCGGCACCAUGAUCAUCGUGAUCGGCGGUAUCAUCGUGGCCUCCGUGCUUGUCUUCAUCUUCAUCCUCCUCAUGAAGUACAAGCUGCACAGCAACCACUACAAGCAGAAAGCGGCACAUGUCAGCAACGUGUGCUCUCAGACCAACGGGGGCCAGGCUGCGGGCGGGGGAGGCGCUCCCAUCCCACCCUCCUCCUCUUCCUCAGGCUCGACCAAUAGGCCCAUGCCUUCUGGCCCAGUGGACAGGGUAGGGCACGACGGACCCCAUCAGGCCUCAGAAGGGGGCUUCGGAGGGCCCUUGAAAGGGACCACGGUAGUGGACUUGAACCCAGAGUACGGGAAGUCAGUGAAGGACGAGGAUGCUAUAUCACAAUAACACAGGAUCUGGGACUGCCCCAACGCCACCCACUUUUUAUUUCCUGGUGCUGGGGUCCCUCUGCCUUAACAAGGAUUAUCUCGUGUCCAAGAUUUGCACAUCACCCAUGCUCGUCCUCCGAGGUGGAGGGAUGGAGAUUGGAAAGGUGAAGUCCCCCUGGUUCAAGGAAGUUGGAAAAACACAAAAUAAUAAAUAUGAAGCCAAGAACAGCAUUGGGAGCAGAGAUGGGGUGGAUGCCAUGGAAUCGCUGUGCUCUGUCACUUAUGCAAUUCUAUCCGGAACUGGGAUGUAAUCCAGCCCUGUGGAGUGGAGGGAAAUGUUUUCCAAAACCUGGGGCUUCUUUUAAUGUGUGAGGAAUGAAUUGACCUUAACCCAGACGCCUAACAUUCUUUUCGGGAAUACUUUUUGGGAUUCCCAUUGAAAUUGCCUACUACAGAGGAACACCCUUGGAUGGUUUUGAUGAUGUAUUGUGGGUUUCGUAGUAAAGCUCCACUCUCCCUUAACGAUCGGUCAUUUGCCAAAGGAAUACAAUAAGAGGACAAGGCAAUACAGUGUUUUGUUCUCCUCCCCGAGGGCCUUGGAAGCGUUAGCACACAGCGAUGUCGCGUUGAUGCACCGAUAUCAAAAGGUUGUUCUUUGAUCUCUUAGGGUACUUUAUAAUCUUUAUAAUCCUAUCUUGCUCUCUUUCUCUCGCUCUCUCUUUCUCUACCCCCCCCCCCCAUCUCUCCCUCUCUGUCUAUAUGGACAAUUGAAUAGUAUAUUCAUCAAUUAAGAGAUCAGAUACAUCCAGAUGAUGGUGAAAACAAAUCAUAUUAUUUGGCCAUGGAUAUCCCAACUUGGAAUAAAAACAUGGGCUCUCAAGAUGAGGUCAAAAUAAGAACCUGGAUCUGGUUUGGUUUGAUUACAUGAAUUUACAGCACAAGUAUUGCGUUUUGGUUUGAUGGUGAAAUGGUGAGUUAAGUUUCAUUCUGACAAAAGAAACCGACCCUAUUGUAUAACACUUUCGAUAUGGAAAAGAUGGACACAUUGAUCCAAUACCAUUUUCCCUUACUGUUGACUGUGUAUGUAUUUGUAUGUGAGAUAUACCUUCAAUUUUCUCUGAUUUGAUACCCACAUUUCCUUUGAAUUAUGAAACAACAAUAAGAAAAAAAUAUGUGAGAUGGAAUUGUAUGCUUUCAUAGGUAAAAUAUGUGGAUUUAUAAAGAAAUAAAAUUAUUUUUCUUGAA
Molecule: messenger RNA, 3172 nt
Organism: Oncorhynchus nerka (sockeye salmon)
Lineage: Eukaryota; Metazoa; Chordata; Actinopteri; Salmoniformes; Salmonidae
Product: leucine-rich repeat and fibronectin type III domain-containing protein 1-like protein
Exons: 4
Coding region: 18-1946 (642 amino acids)
Molecular function (GO): protein binding
Source: RefSeq, a predicted model, not a curated record